CUUCCUAAGUUUUUUUGUACUCCUAAGACUAUAGUGGCUGCUGUACCUCCUGCCAGUCAAACUGCCAUAGCGUCGUCAAAUCUUCAUGGAAUUUCAUGAUUCAACUUGCUGCUGAUAGACGACAGCAUUGCGCUCCAGAUCCAAUUUACAGAUCACCAUUAAAGUCAGCGAGCAGAUCGUUAUCAAUAUUUGAAGCCGUCUGACGGAAAUCCGACUGUGCUCUCUAUCUCUCAUUAUUGGCACAUCUGAGCCUAUUGUGACUAUAACAAGUGGUAUCAGAGCCCCUUGGAGCUGUCUCGACCAUGCCUAGGCCUGAGGAAGGGGGUGGCAGAGGUGCUGGAGGCAGAGAAGCUGCCCAAGCACAAGGCCAACACCAAGAUCCACCCGUUGCUCCGGUGCAACCUAGACUUGGACCCUCUAGGGGUGAGCCUAGAGUGUUUGGCCUUGACAAGUUCAACGGUGACAACUUUGCUGAGUGGUCUUUCAAGAUGGAGAACAUCUUUGACCACUAUGAUCUGCUGGAGGUGAUGGAAGGAACGGAGAAGCGCCCCGAGAACGACCCGGAGAAGAGCCCUGACCUUCAAAAGAAGACCAAGCUGCUGGCCUUACUUCCAGACUCAUGGUCCUCGCUCAUCAUCAACCUAAAUCGAGAUCUGCCCCGACUCUCACUCGAAGAUGUGAAGCGGGAAAUCUUACAAGAAGAUUUCCGCCGACGCGAAUUGGCGGGUCCCGAUGGUGCCGGAGUUGCAAGCAUGGGCUGUGGGCACGGCCGUGGAAGGGGCAGAGGGCGAGGAGGCAGAUUUGGGAGCAGUAACUUCAGUGGAGGCCGUGGUAAUGGAGGAUAUGGCACAGCAACAACAACAACAAUGGCUACGGGCGUGGGCGCGGUCGAUUUGAUGGCGAAUGCCACUUUUGCCACAAGACCGGCCACAUGUGGAGAGAUUGCUUCAGAUUGCCUGAUGGAUGGACCCCUUCUCAAGGCCAAGAGGGCAGAGGAGCAAGGGGAGGAAGAGGCAGAGGUCGUGGAGGCCGUGGUGGCCGUGUAGGUGAAGCGGCAAGCAUGAAAGGUGGAGACUACGACAAGGACUCGAGUGAAGAUCGAUACCCGGGCCAAUUCUUC
Molecule: messenger RNA, 1120 nt
Organism: Closterium sp. NIES-67
Lineage: Eukaryota; Viridiplantae; Streptophyta; Zygnematophyceae; Desmidiales; Closteriaceae
Source: the annotation of a GenBank genome assembly